GUAGCCAUUUAUGUAGACAUCAGAAGUGUGGCAAGUGAAAGCAGAGACGAGAGUGUAGCAGGCAGCAAUGGAAGAAGAAACCCUAACAAUGGACAAUACAACUUCUUCCGACUCUGACGGAGACGACGAUCAAACUGCUCUCGAAUUACAAACCCUAGCAACCGAACUCUCCACCAAUCCAGCCAACUACGAUGCUCAUCUUCAAUAUAUAACGGCUUUGAGGAAAGAAGGGGAUAUCGACAAACUGCGGCUAGCAAGGGAAGCUAUGAGCCAGCUCUUCCCCUUAACUCCUGCAAUGUGGCAGCAAUGGGCAAAUGAUGAGAUUUCGCUCAUCUCCUCCUCGUCUCGGUCCGAGGAUGCCGUUUCUACGAUUGAGAAGCUCUAUGAGCGUGGAGUCUCUGAUUAUUUGUCGGUCUCUCUGUGGUGUGACUACUUAAAUUUCAUUCAAAAACAUGAUUCUUCUGUUCGUGAAUUCUCACCGACUGGAAUUUCAAAGGCAAGGGACCUAUUCGAGCGUGCACUUAUUGCAUGUGGUUUACAUGUUGCUGAAGGUAGUAAAUUAUGGGAAGCAUACAGAAGUUUUGAGGAAGCUAUUCUUAAUAGCAUGGAUGAGACAGACUUGGAGUCAAGGGAAAAGCAGGUUCAAAGAGUUCGUAACAUAUUUCAUCGCCACUUGUCUAUUCCUCAUUCGGACAUGACGUCAACUCUUUUGACCUACAAGGCAUGGGAGUGCGAACACGGAAAUACACUCGAUGUCAAUAGUAGCAGUACAGAUGGAAUUUCACCUCAUGUCGCUUCUGCUUAUCAGAAGGCUCUAGACAUGUUGAGUGUACGCGCUGAUUUUGAAGAAAAAAUAGCAGGAAGUGAUGUGUCCGAUACAGAACGGCUUCAAAGUUUUAUGGCUUAUUUGAAAUUUGAACAGUCCUCUGGAGAUCCUGCUCGAGUUAAGAGCUUGUAUGAACGAGCAAUAACUGAAUUUCCGAUAUCUGGUGAUCUCUGGAUUGAUUACACCAACUACCUCAACAAAACGCUAAAGGCCGACAAAACUUUGCGGGAUAUAUAUAACCGCUCUACAAGGAACUGUCCCUGGGUUGGAGAACUAUGGGUUCGCUUCAUGCUAUACCUUGAACGAAGUCGUGGUUCUGAGAAAGAUCUUUCUGACGUUUUUGAACGAUCUCUGCAAUGCACAUUUUCUACCAUAGAUGAGUAUGUAGAUAUAUUUCUCACCAGAGUUGAUGGCCUGAGGAGGAGAAUCUCGUUUGCUAAAGAUCUCGAUGAUGGCUUAGAUUUUUCGUCGAUAAGGAAUACCUUUCAGAGGGCAUGUGAUUAUUUGUCACCACAGUUAAAGAACACAUCCAGUUUGUUGCAAAUACAUAGCUAUUGGGCCCGUUUGGAGUCUCAUAUCGGAAAAGAUAUAGCUGCGGCUCGUGGAGUAUGGGAAAGCUUGCUUAAGAACAGCGGGUCUAUGUUAGAAGCUUGGCAAGGCUAUAUAUCAAUGGAAACCGAGAUGGGCCACAUAAACGAAGCUAGAUCUUUAUAUAAACGAUGCUACAGUAAAAGGUUUGCUGGGACAGGCUCUGAGGACGUAUGCAACUCGUGGAUACGCUUCGAGAGGGAAUUUGGUACACUAGAAGAUUUUGAUCAUGCUUUACAAAAGGUGAGUCCUCGGCUGCAGGAGCUACAGUUAUUUAGGUUACAACAAGAGAGCAAAAAUGUUACUUCAUCAACAGAUCAUAAAGACGAUCCUGUUAAGAAAGUUAAAGGUGAAAAGAGAAAGUCGUCUUCAGAAGCUGCACCUAAUGAAGAGUCACCAGCUAAGCGGCAAAAGGUUAAAGCUCAGAAUAAGGGUUCCGCUAAAGCAAAUAAAGCGGAUAAUUCAACAGACCCCACGCCUCAUGCAGAAGACGGCAGCCUGAAAGCAAAAGACCCCAUGCCUCAUGGAGAAGACGGCGGCCUGAAAGCAAAAGACCCGACGCCCGAGAAAUUCAAGCAAUACACUGACCAAUGCACUGCCUUUGUAUCAAAUCUUAAUCUCAAGGCAACUUCUGAGGACCUACGAGGUUUCUUCAGUGAUGUUGGUGGGGUUGGGGCUAUUCGAAUACUAAUGGACAAGUUCACUAAAAAAUCAAGGGGAUUAGCAUAUGUGGACUUCUGUGAUGAUACACACCUUGAGGCAGCUGUGGCUAAGAAUAAACAAAUGCUUCUCGGAAAGAAGUUGAGUAUUGCGCGUUCUGAUCCUAAGGGCAAAAGAAAAGGGCCCGCUGGGCAUAAAGCUUCAACAACAGAACGCCGAGGUGAAGAUGGAAAAGUUGAACUAAAGGGGAGAAACACGUUUGCGGUUCCAAGAGCCCUAGGGUGGUCUAAACCGCCAUCUUCUUCCUCUUCAGCUGCGGGUGACGAGAAGCCUAAAUCGAAUGAGGAGUUGAGGAAGUUGCUCCUAAACAAGAAAUGAAUCGAAACCCCCCUUUAAAUGAUGUUUGCCGAAAUUUACUAGUUCUGAUCAUGUGAGGUUCUUUAGUUUUACUAGAAAGAUAUUUUACUGGUCAUACAGGUUUUUUAUAGCGUUAUUAAUGGAUUAUGUGAAUUAAGUGUG
This is a messenger RNA of Helianthus annuus (common sunflower), 2593 nucleotides long. RefSeq names its product squamous cell carcinoma antigen recognized by T-cells 3. Gene Ontology annotation, biological process: RNA processing. Bases 68 to 2452 code for a protein of 794 amino acids. Gene Ontology annotation, molecular function: protein binding; RNA binding. Lineage: Eukaryota; Viridiplantae; Streptophyta; Magnoliopsida; Asterales; Asteraceae. The transcript is spliced from 15 exons. The record is from RefSeq and is a predicted model, not a curated record.